AUGUCCUGGCGAGGCGGCAAGAGUGACUGGGAAUCUGCUGGCGAAUCCAGUGGACGAGGCGGCCAUUCUAGGAAUGACUCGUAUCGCAGUUCCAAGCAAGAGGACAAGUGGCCCCGUAGAGGCGAUGAGGAGGAUGACUACAACCGUGGCGAUCACCAUCGUGGCGGCAGGGAUUACAACUCUAGAGGAGGCGACUCCGGGCGAUAUCAACGCGACGAGCGCGAUUACCGGGCUGGUGAUCGAGGAGGAGGAGGAAAGUGGAAGCAUGACAGAUAUGACGAUGAUUCCAGUCAUUCACGCGAAGGAAGACACUCCGGUCGUGAUGAUCGCUGGCCAUCGGGUGGAAGCUGGGGAAAUGUGAAUAAACAUAACGAGCGCCGCGACCGUAGCCGCAGCCCGCGACGAGAUACUCACCGAGGAGGCGGCCACAGAAACCGACACGACAGCUACAGCCAAGAGCAGGACUCUUACAACAGCCGCGCGUACAGCAGUUACCAGCGAGGCGGCCAAGAAGCCAACUACGGUACUUCAUACGGGGGCCAGCAAAGUAAAUGGCCCGAGCAGCAAUAUGACGACUCGUAUGGCUAUCACGCGCCUUCUGCUACUUUGAAAGUUUCCAAUGUUCCAGAAUGGCUUACAGCAGACAGAAUACGAGGUGCUAUAGAAGCGAUGGACAUAGGGGUUCGAAGCUGUCAAAUGUCAGGUGACUGGAGUGGCUUGGGUUAUAUUGAACUGGGACGUGUGAGCGAUGCCACGUACCUCGUCGACGAGUGCAAGGGUCAUCUUAUGGUUGGCGACCAAUCCGUCUACGUCGAAUAUGCAGAUACGUCUAAUAUCAAAGCUCCUCAAGAACCAAAUUACCACUCUGGACACAGCUAUGGAAAUCACAACCACAACAAAAACUUUCCAACAGAACCGACCGAUACGAUGAUCGUCCGAAACCUGGACUUGGAAUCAACAGAAGAAUCGAUUCGCGCCGCCUUUCAGUACAUUACCAAAAAGCCGAUACUCGAUAUUCGCCUGGCAAAGGACAAAUUCACGGGGAACUCUCGAGGAUUUUCAUUUAUUUCCUGGGGCUCAGUUGAUGACUGUAAACAAGUGCUAGAGUAUUUGCAAAAUGCUACGCCUAAAUUCAAAAUCGACGACAGAGUAGUCAUCCUCGACUAUGCCAAUGGCCUUCCCGGAAAGACCCAAGAUCUCAAGCAACAAGCGGCGAACGAUGCUAUCGCAGCGGCGACGGCAAUUAAGACCUCUUGGAAUGAUCCGAAUCAGCUAGUUGGAGGUGCGGCGGCUCUGCUCAAACAGACAGCAAAUCAGCAAGGAAUCGCUCCUCAUCAAACCCCUCAUUUAUAUCCGAAGCUCCCUGCUGAAAUAGGUCUCAAAGCUCCGCCCCUUGGCAUGAUCCCUCCGAUCCCCCCAGAUCAAAUCCCGCCACAAAGAGAUCCUUCUGGUCGAUAUAGAAAGUACCAAAACCCAGAUUUUUCGAUGUUUCAAUGGAUGGCUAAUCACCAGAUGUACUACGAUCCUAGAACGGGGCUUAUGUGGUGCGUCAAGAAGAUGCAAUUUUACAACCAAUAUACUCAACAGUAUCUCAAUUGGGAUCCGACACAAGAUACAUUUGUUCCAGUAGAUCAUAUCAGUAUUGAUACGAGCUUGGAUCAACCAGCAACAACGGGAACGUUUUCGAAAAAAGAGAAGAAAAAAUUGUCACAGGCGACUGAUGUUCAAAAGCAGAUGGAAUCCUGGAUGCGCCAACAAAAGAAAUCGAAGGCGAAACCAAUGAGCCAGGCGGAAGCGGAUGCCAUCAGGCGCAACAAAAAAGAGGCGCAUGCGAACAAAUUCAGCGCAGCGGGUUUCGGAGUCAGUUUCAAUGCAUCGCCAAUGAUUAAUAGAGGACCUAAAUCGCGCACGUCGCAUGAAGCUGUUGAUAUGGAGGAAGAGGAUAGGCCGAAGCAGCCGAAGAUGGAUGACAUGUUUGAAGAUGCUCCAGCGCCCCCACCUCCAGCUCCAGUUGGUCCGACAGCUGGACCAGCAAUGCCAACAGAACAUGAGAAAAGAGGAACUGUAGGACAAGAAGAGCAUAUCAACUGGGCCGAAAAUCAAUGUCUCCUCUGUAGAAGAGCUUUUGCAAAAGUCGACCAGCUCGAGAAGCAUAUCAAAAAAUCAAAAAUGCACAAAGAAAACUUAGAGAAAUUAGCGCCGCUACAAGACGAAGAGGAAGAAGAAGAAGAGGAAACAGAGGCGUACAAAGCUGUGAUGGCGAUGGGGCAUUCUGUUGGAAGUUAUAGAGAUAGGGCCAGUGAAAGGAGGAAUAAAUUCGGAAACAAACAGCUAUCUGGGUAUGAGCUAAGGAGGGAUGAAGAAGACCAACCGACAGAACAACCAACUGUUCACGGCAUCGGCGCAGAUAAUAAAGGCUCCAAGCUACUGCAAAAGAUGGGAUGGCAAACUGGAACUGGUCUUGGAAAGAAUCAACAGGGCAUUGUCAACCCUAUUUCUGCCGAGGAAGUACGAGAAAAUAAGAACGCUGGAUUAGACAUGCCGGAAAUCCGAGGGCAUGAGUUCGAUGUAGGCGAAAACUACGCCGAUUUGGAAUUCGUCGGCGAAGGAGCCUACGGCAUAGUCGUCCGAGCCAACGAUAGGGCCAAUGGCAAUCGAGUUGUCGCUAUCAAGAAAAUUUCCCCGUUUGAUCACCACACAUACUGCCAGCGAACACUUCGUGAAAUCAAAAUUUUGCUUCAUCUCGAUCACGAAAACAUCAUCUCCGUACACGAUGUCAUUCGAUCCGCCGUUCUCAACGAGAUGAGACAUUUGUACAUUGUCCAGGAAUUCAUGGAAACGGAUUUAUACAGGCUUCUCAGAAGUCAGACAAUUUCAAAUGAACACAUCUGCUAUUUCCUCUAUCAAAUCCUCCGUGGCCUCAAAUAUAUUCACAGUGCGAAUGUGAUUCAUCGAGACUUGAAGCCUUCAAAUCUGCUUUUGAACACAAAUUGCGACUUGAAAAUCUGCGAUUUUGGCCUCGCUCGUGUUACUGAUCCGGACAGAGAAUUUCUGAACCCUCACACAGAAUAUGUGGCUACCAGGUGGUACCGAGCUCCAGAGGUUAUGCUCAACUCGAGGACAUACAGUAUUUCCAUGGACAUGUGGUCUGUCGGGUGUAUUCUUGCUGAAAUGAUCCAGAACAGACCACUCUUCCCCGGAAGACACUACCUUGACCAGUUGAACCUCAUUCUCGCAGUGAUUGGCACUCCAAGUGCAGAGGCCGUCGCUUGGAUCGGGAAUGAGCGUGCACGCGCUUACAUUAUCGGUCUGCCUCCUCAGCCAGGCAAAGACUUCUCUCAGGAGUUCAGCAACGCAUCUCCAGACUGUAUUGACCUGUUAAAACGGCUCCUGGACUUCAAUCCUCACACACGCAUAAGUGUUGGCGAUGCCCUAUCCCACGCAUAUCAAGCUCAAUAUCACGACCCAGGGGAUGAGCCGGUCGCUGAAGUGCCAUUCAGAUUUGACGAGGAAUUCGACGACUACGAUCGUGACCGACUUCGGGAGAUGAUUUUCGAAGCCACGCAGCCAGCGGUUAUACGAGAACGACAGCUGAGAACUCAGCGCGAUCAGAUGGAGUAA
Messenger RNA from Oikopleura dioica, 3621 nucleotides. NCBI's taxonomy places the organism in Eukaryota, Metazoa, Chordata, Appendicularia, Copelata, Oikopleuridae. The record is from the annotation of a GenBank genome assembly.